Amoebophrya sp. A25 is the source of this 5693-nucleotide messenger RNA. The record is from the annotation of a GenBank genome assembly. NCBI's taxonomy places the organism in Eukaryota, Dinophyceae, Syndiniales, Amoebophryaceae.
CACUGAUCCUGAUGUGCUCCCAGCACCAAGUGCAAGGUGUGCUGGUGGGGGAUGUGCGCUAUGGCUUAUAUGAUCUUCCUCGUGUGAAGACCGUGAAAAAGGAGCAGGUGUUCGGGAAACCAAAAAAGACUAAGAACAAGAACGGAACUCUGUCCAGAGGAAACAAAUGCUCUGUAAAGCAUGAGAUUACGAGUAGAUGAAUCAAUUCCGACGUGUCUUUUUAUUGUCUGGCAGUGCUGAGAGAAGAGUCUGGUGCGCAAUCUAUGCAAACGGCUUAAACUGUUUUUGUCAGGUGGACUUGGUUGAUUUCUUUAUUUUACCCUUAUUUCUUCAGAUUGAUGACUGAAGAGCAGGAGCCAGGUGCACCAUCUCCUUCUGCUCUAAUCAAAUUAAUUUAAUCAGGUAAACAAACCUUCAAAUCUGUUCAACAAUUAUCACUUUCAGCAGGAUUGUCCUCAUGUUGAAGAAAGUUAGUUUAUGGUUCCCACCGCUUCGCCCAUGAUUUCUUCGUUAUUUUUCGGCCCACUUGAAUAGACUUUUGUAGUCGGUUGUGAUGUAGAAACAAUAAACUACAAACCACACAUUUUUAUAUAUACUCGCUCCUAGUAAGGUACCCUUGGCGUUGAGUACUUGAUAAAUCCUUGGGAGAAGUACGCAGAAGCAUUCUGCUCUUCCUGCGCUCUUCAUGAUUUGUCUUUGAUUGUGCAGUAGCUAGAACGCCAAGCAGGAUUCGUUCACAUAUUCACGGACGCGUGCAGCUCUCGGCGUGCUAGAAGACUGAAUCCCAAUAGCGAAAUCAAUAGAUGAGUUAGCGAACGAAGCGACAUAAAUUCUGUUGCGCGAACGACAAUUUGUGAUCCAGUAAUGCAUAUUUGUCUCACUCAGAGUAGUUGCGAUCGCCUUUAGCUUACAGACAGAUUGAGUGCGGCAGCGUUCUCGACCAUUCUUGGCGUGUUCCUCUGUAUACAGAUUCUUGUCAAAACGAAUCAUAAUCCCACAGUUUAGAUAGAAAAAAGUCAAAGAGGCAUGCUCGCUAAUGGAUGUUAUAGUACCUCCAAUGAAAAGUGAUUGAGUCAGGGUAAUCCAGCUAAUCUCUUGAUAUUUAGGAAGCCUUGGAAUUUCAAUUUUCUUGCUUUAUGUCGUCGAUUUCCCACCACAGGAGUCAAUGGCAAAAGCGGUUGUUUCUAGGUAAUUUUUUUGCUGACGCUGCCCUUUACCUAUGGUUAAUUCUUGGUUUCGACUACAACGAGACUUCCAAUCUCCUGUAUGGACUGGCUUCUUGCUGGGUAAGAAAUAGGACAUAAGAAGGUACUUAGAAGUACUAUGAUUAUUUCUAUUCGGCAGGCGUAGGCGUGCGCAAGAGACCGACGUCGCCGUCGCGACAUAUUUGGGUCACGUUUUAGUCUUCAAAGUACUUAGGAACAGCCAGAUAAAUACAUCAAAUUAUAAGCCACUUUAACGACACUAGUAAAUCAUUUAAGAGUAAGUACUUAGAUGAUAUUGAAAUUUUAAAGUAGCAUCUAAGUAGUUGUAUGAUAAAUUUUAAGCUCGAAUAAGAUAUUAGGCAACGGCAACUACUAGUUAGAUAUCAGAAGUCGAUGAUGUCCAAGGACGACGAGCAGCCGCAGAGCGGCAAUCCUGCGGUGCAGAGUCUGCGAGAUAUUCAGCAUCAGAGAUGGUUGCAGCAGAAAAAUUCAACUGCCGGCUCAGGAGGUCCUACAAAUUCUUCUUCUAGUUCAUCAGGGGGUGCUGCAGCUGCGCCGCCAGGAGAUCGUGCUUCUAGCGGUGCAGGGGGUUCUUCCGGAGCCCCUGCGUCUGGAGCGAGUGCCGGCUCGGUAUCCACUUCAGCCACGACUUCGUCGGAUGGAAGAGUGUCUUCAUCAAGCAGUUCUGGAGCGGGGACGGUUACACGAGGCGGAUCAUCUUCUAUUAAGGCUAACAUUAUAAUUGCAUCUUGAGUUUUUGUACUUCGUUUAAUAGAUUCAGGAAAUGGUGUUAUUUUUGUAACAACCAGGGACAAGUAUCAUGAUUUCAGUGGUUCCUUGUUCUUGAUGCACAUACAACUGAAAAUGAGCAGCAUCACUAGAACAAGCCAUGGAGAUCUAGAUGCGUCCUGGACUCCUAGGAGCAGCAAGUAUUUAGCGUGCAACAGGUUUUCUAACAACGGUUGGACAGCAAAAUUUUCAGACCCCUAGCAGUACAAAUGGAUUCACAAACGAAAUCUAAUCAUAGCACGUCAAAUUCCGUGCGUAGCCCGAAGCGGAGCUCCCGGGAGUCUUUACCCCUGACGAAGCUGGAGAAUCCGGAUGCGCCAUUCCUCCGGAAAGUUCAUAUUCUGCCACUCGGGAUUGGCCAGCGCGUUCCCGACAAUUUGCUUUCGUUUUUGAAACCGUGUCUCUCCAAAUUCCGGCAACAAAAACGGAUGCUGUACACGGGAAUGGUCUUCGAGCAUGAAGGAAAAGACUUCGUUGUCAUGAAAACGGAUCCAGAACCAAGAGACAACUUCGGCAUACUCGGACCAGAAACUGAGUACUCUUCGCAAUCGAGUUGAGAAUCAUGAAUUUGGCUUAUUCCUCACUCAUCAUCAUUGUGAACAGGAUAUCAUCUUGCAAAAAAGAAAUGGUAGAAUUAUGAAAUAUCGAAAUCCUGCUUCAUAGUUCAUACACGGUAUUUUUUACUUUCACUGUGUUUUACUUCAUAUAGGUACUACUUUGCGGGCCCCCCCGUUGCGCGGUUCAAGCGCAUCCAAUUUUCGGCGUUGACAAAUGUUUUACGGCGGGUUCCGGCGUCCUCAUCUAGUACUAGUGCUACCGAAGAGGGCGAGGGGUCGUCUAGUGCUGCGCCGGCGGAAACGCUAGAAGUGGACGAAGAUUUGCGGAGCUACACGACAGAGAAGCUCUUUCAAGAGUUGAUUGCCCCUUACUUCCAGGCACACAGCGACAACGAAAAGCAAGGUGGAAUAUUCAAGUUGCUGAACGUAAACGAAACCAUAACAAUCAAGGGCGUGCAGUUCGUCGUGAUGGCCACAGAUCCACAAGCUAGUUAUGGUACUUCUACCCUAUCCAUAACCAUAUUUUUUAUAGCUGUAGAAUUUUUUUCGUUAUUUAACUACGGUACGAACUCUCGUGCUCUUUUUGCAUAAAAGACCAACAAAGAAACCACCACUCGAGAGACAAGCAAUACUUGAUUGAUUCCUUGUUAACAUAUUGAUCUUGAUACUGUUCGAGUAGCUCUCCUCCUCAGGAGGUACUACUGCACUGGUUGGCCUCACAAGUAGACAAUAAUUAAUAGCUACACAAGAGGCACCAUGACAUGACGUUUUUCAAAAAGAAGACCCCGGCGGAAGCCAAGCUCAUGGAUUGACUCAAAAUAAUCACAAUGUAAAUUUGUCUCAGGUAUUGUCGACAAAGAAACGCUGAUAUAUGUAGAUAAGGACGAUACUCCAGAAUACAAGCGAAUACACAUCGUGCCAUUUCAAGACACACUGCCGAGGAGCUAUCAGUACUUGAAAUUUUGCUAUCAGUAUUUGAUAUUAUGUUAUUAGUACGUAGUAGUUUGUACUAUGCAUCAGAUUCAGUAUCACUGCGUCCCCUGUAUCAACAAACACAACCUUUUGAGACACAGGAAUUACAUCUCCAUUGGCCUUCAUUUUGAAACUUGACGUUUUUGUUCUUGUAUAUUGGAGGUCGUCGUUAGCAGUUCUAUGUAUAGCCUAUGGAUACCCCAACUAGCGCAACAUAUUUUCAUUUGAUGUGUCUCAGGUAUGACGUAUUCAACGACUACUUGAAGCCAUAUUGCAAGGCUCAUGUGAAUCAGCGGUACCGCGUCAACGACGUAUUUACGUACAACGCAGUGCAGUUCAAAGUCGUCUGUUGCGAUCCGGAAGAGCUCGGUAUAAAACUUCAUUAUGCUUUUUAAGGAGAUCUUGAUAUACGUAAAUAUGAUUAAAUCUAUGAAAAAAGAUACACUUUAAUUAUGGUAUGAGGUUAAGCUUGAGGCUGUUUGAUCAUCGCCACUGUUCAUCAAAUUGUCUAGAACUUCGAUGCAAACUUAAAGUUGUCGUCGUAGAUGCUAAUUUGGUCGUGAAUGAUGGUUUUCCACGCCUGGAUGCUACAUGAAUACUAGGUGGCACGAAUAACGCACCUGGAACUGGCGCGAGAAUAGGACGUAACACAACGGUCUACUGCGAAGGCGUACUGCAUCCGCAGCUGCGAGACUUGCUGCCACCAGAGCUCGUUGCGCAGCUGGCAUAUCUGCCGCCAGGCCUGCAGAUGCUUCUGUUAAGAUUGCACAGAUUCUACUUACAACUUAAAUAAGAAUAACUUCAAAUCAACAGCUGGACGAGCUUGUUUUAACAUGAGAAGUCUGAUUGGGGUUCUUUUCCCAAAUCUGAAUCAUAAUGAUUGAAAUUGGAUUUCUAGGCAAGUUGGCGGUCUGACUGUGCUGCUUAUUCAUCGAAGAUAUUAGAGGUUGUAGAUCUAUUCUUCAAACGAGUAGAACUAGAAUGGAUCAAUAUAAUCAAUCUUUCGCAUGAUAGAUUUCGCCAACUUCUAAUUCAGUUGAGCACGGACGCUGUUGGCGGCAACCAAGAACUCUUCGAGCGCUUGAUGGAGGUCCAGGACAUGCUCCAGCAGCGAAGAGGUAUAGAGAUUUAGUGAAGCACUCCUAGCAGUGAAAACAGAUUAUCGUUAUUCGGUAGACUGGAUAUAAAGUUACCGCGGAAGCAAUGAUGAUGACUCUAUCAUCGGACUAGCCCAGGCAUAGUGAGCCGCAAAGAAGGCUAAUAUCGCUUAAAUCUGAUUUCUUGAAAGCAGGACACCAGUUAUACGCGAGGAAACGAUCUCGCUCAAAACGAUGUUACUUAUUUCUUUACACAAGGUAUGAGCGAGGAAACGAUCUCGAACGUGGAAAAGGUGACCAUUGAUCUGAACCAACUUCGCGAGGACGACGGCCAGCUAACUUGCAUGGUUUGUCUCUGCGAGUUCGAAGAUCAGGAGGAGGCGCGAAGGCUUCCCUGUAGGCAUACGUUCCACGCUGGCUGCAUCGACGAGUGGCUUCGAAGGAGUUGUGAGUGCCCAAUCUGCAAGCACAACGUAGACCGCACGUUGCGCAAUUACUGACGAAAGCGAACGCUUCGUUCAUCUACAUGUGGUUACUUAUGCGAACGCAGCAUGACAGCGUAAAGUGGCCAAGGCGCUUGCGGCCCGAGGUAGGCGUCGCUCGUCUUUUCUAGUUCAGCCUAGAAGACACAAAAUAAAUGAAGUCCUCACUAAUUGAUCUCAAAGAGAAUACUCCAAGUUCCACCCUUCUGUUGCAGAUCGAUGCUCAUCGGAAUAUAUAUGAUUUGGGGCCCUGGAUCAUAUAUAGCUUUCUUAGAAGCAAAAUGAAUUGUUGGAAAAAUGCGGUUGUAACAUCUCCUGCAGGACGAGAGAUGAAAAUGAUACUAAGCUCGAUAAUAAAUGGAUUUACACAACUUUUACAUAUAAUUUCUCCUUCAUCAAUGACUGACGAAAUCAGCACUUGCAUUCAUGCUCAAAGAGUGUGUCCGAUGUAAGCAAGACAAGCAAGCCAUGCGUCGAAGUGAUUUACAUGCGGAUUUACAAAGUGCAACUGGCCUUUUCCAAAAUUCACGAAACCAUUUCUGUCAAGCGAUAAAUAAUACAGUAGAUUGAUCAUGCUAAACAUCGUAAAAU